This is a messenger RNA of Aspergillus heteromorphus CBS 117.55, 1209 nucleotides long. RefSeq lists its product as uncharacterized. The annotation marks the transcript as partial. Lineage: Eukaryota; Fungi; Ascomycota; Eurotiomycetes; Eurotiales; Aspergillaceae. The record is from RefSeq and is a predicted model, not a curated record. The transcript has a single exon.
CGCCAUCCCCCAAAACUGCGCCUCACCCAACAACCCCUCUUCCGCAACUCCCUCCUCGCAGGCGUCGGCUUCCUCGAACUCGCCAACGCCGCCGACUUCGCCGCCAACGUCUGGAACGACAUCCCGGUACCACGCUACGCCCUGAUCCUCAUGGCCAUCGGCGGGCCCAUCGCCCUCCUCAUGACCCUCGUCGCCGCCCGAGACCUCCACCUCAGCUGGACCAACGUGCAGCUCCUCCGCCAGGAGCGCUCCCACCUCCAACACCUCCUCUCCACCUCCACCCCCACAAACACCAGCCUCCUGAAAACCCGCCUCGGCGUCAACUACCGCGAACUGGGCACCGAGAUCGUCGACCGCAUCCUCAUGGACCUGCUGAUGGGCCUGGGCGCGCUGCUCGUCGGGACCGGCACACUGAUGGCGAUCUGGGGCGCCAAUCCGCGCGUCUACCGUGCUAGCAACCUGCUAUCCGGAUACAUCGGGAACGGUCUGGCGGCGCUGUUCGGCGUCGUUAAUGCCGCGUGGUCGUUUUAUCUGGUCCGGCGGUUCCAGACACAUUACAAGGCGUGCACGGCGACUGCUUCCCCGACGCAUCCGGGCGUCGGCGUGUUUCGCGACCAGUUGAAACUGCGGUUCCGGGGGCUCCAGUGGCAUGCGGUUGUGAACGGGGUGAACGGGCUGGUCGCGGGCGGUGCGAGUCUCGUCACCGCGACCAUGUGGUACGGCUAUGUCGUCCUGAUACCCUGCAUUAUCAGCCUGCUCGCGUGCAACUGGUUCUGGAGAAGCAGGUUGGGCUAUGACCGCCCACUCUUCUUGCCUGUUGCGGAGGAUCGCGGCGGCGUGGAGGAGUUGCUAGCCGAGUUGGCGUACGUGGCGCAGGUGCAUCGCACGAUCGUGGCGACGGGGGAUGCGUUGCCCCGCGGCGUGGUGGACAAAGCGGACCUGGACUCCGUGGUGAAGUUUGUGGCGCGGAAUUCGAUGUUUGAGAGCUUCUGUGCCUGGGUGGAUCGGUUGGAUGGCGGCGUGGAGGGGCUCUUGGGGUUUGAUGCUGGAGUGGAUGUCGUGAGUCUUUCUCCUAGGGAUCUUGUGGCUCUGGGACGCGGCAAUGAGAGCGUCGUGAUCGAGAAGGCAAGGGGGUUUUUGGGGCUGUAUGCCUCCAAGGCGUUUGCGUAUCGCGAGAGGUAUCUGUUGGAGUUGGUCGGGUAUGCUGUU